Amoebophrya sp. A25 is the source of this 1409-nucleotide messenger RNA. The record is from the annotation of a GenBank genome assembly. NCBI's taxonomy places the organism in Eukaryota, Dinophyceae, Syndiniales, Amoebophryaceae.
CAACACUCAAUCUUGAUGGGACUCGAGACAACACUCAUCACACUGGAGGAGAAGCAGCAGACGGCAUAACGGGUCCUCCUUCAACGUCCAGAACGCGCCCUCGGAGUGAGGAAAUAGGAGACGACAAUCGGGUUCUUCGACUUCGUGUGCGCAACACUUUUCUCGAAGUGCAUGAUCACGCCAGCAGAGACCCGCCUCAACACCGACGCCGCGCUGUCAGCCUGCCUCCAAUGUAUGGGAAAAUGAGAACUACUCAGAUUUUCACCCACUUACGGAUCCUUCUGUCGCUGCUUUUUUUGAAAAGAAAGUAAUAAUGAAAGUUUCCUGCAAUGUUUAGAUUUGGUUGAAUUGGGAUGUUCUUUGUUUUCCUGGUAUACGACUACGCUCGACGACAUGAAGCUCUUUAUUUUUAUUUUUCAUGAUCGCGGGCAACUAGUGCAUCUGAAUUUAAUUUAUCAAGCUAUAUUAUGCUACUUUCAUGUUCUGACGGGGGUAGCGACGUGGUCGAUUCCGACCCCGGGUUCUGGUACAACUGGGGCUGCCGCAGGUGCACAGCCUGGCGCUCGGAACUGCUCGGAACUGCAACCAGCGUCGUUUAUUCUCCUCCACAGUAUGUUUGACGAGGUGCGGAGCUGGGUGUCGCUGGACAACGGGAGUGCUGGACAACGCAAGGCCGUCACCACAAUGGACCUAUUAUUGCACCUGAAUCUGCCGUCGUGGUGGGAGCUGCAUGCUGUUCCAAGAGGAAGAGUGGAAGCAUUGCUCGGGGACGGAGAUCCGAGCACUGGGGAGGGCCUUGAAGUCAAAUGUUACGCAGUGUUCAAAUUAUUUUCUUAUGUAUAGAUACUUUCAGGUGUCUUCAUCUACUUCCAAUCAAUUCGAAAUUCUUUGAUUCUCCUUUUUUGUACAAUCCGCUGGUUGAAUAUCAGAGUGAGAGUGGUCUUCAAUAACUGUUGCAAAAAAGUAUUUACAUUUUCGUCACGUAGGUAAGUACGAUGAAUGUUGCCUAAAAUAAUCGUGCGUCUAAGGCUGGAGCAAAGAACCGCCCCCAGCGGAAGUUGUCGUACGACAAGGUCUCGACUCUUUGUUGCCACAGGACUCUUUCUUGGCUUAUCAUGAUGCCACACGGCUGCCAGAAGGGUUCGAAAGACCCUGGCCACCGGCCGCAGCGAGAAGUUCGGCUGACCGGGUCAGAGGACUGGCAGAUCGGGCUUAUUCUUCUAGAGGAAAUCUGUUUUCUUGCGGCCACAACAUCGGUGAGGCAGGGGAAAGCGGUCGUGCUUCGAAUGAUCGUCACAAUGAGCAUGGGUCGACCUUUACACGAGAAGGGUUUGCCUACCAGAGAGACGCGCUGCCGUGCGAUUCUGCUGUCAGUGGUAUUGCUGAACACGGUGAGGUCUAUAUUUUCC